AUGGUGACUCGUUAUUUUUUAUCAUUAUUGUGUGGUUGUAAACAGUAUUCUGUUCUACAACGCUUUUUGUCUUCCUCUCACGCUUCUUCUACCGUUGAUCAACUCUCACAUGAAUGGGACGUCGGUGCUUCCGAGUAUGAUCAAGUCUUCACUCAAGCUUUUCAAGUUUAUGCUCAACAAGCAUUGGAUCUAACAGUAACCGAUUCUACUACGAAAAAUAUUCGUCUAUUAGAUGUUGGAUGUGGCGGUGGUGCAUUGUCCCUUCUAGCAGCUACCAAAGGUUACGACGUCACUGCUGUUGAUUACUCACCGAGAAUGAUCGAAUUAUUAAAAUCAAAAACGAAUAGAGUGCAUGCUCAUGUCAUGAAUGGGGAAAAUAUGAGAGAAUUUCAAGAUAAUACAUUUGAUUAUGUUUACUCUUUAUUCAGUCUAAUGUUUUAUCCAAACCCGUUGCGUGGUGUCGAAGAGAUUUAUCGAGUGUGUAAACGAAAAUGUUGUAUCGUUACAUGGUCAUCGAUGUCUAAUAUCGAAUGGGUUAAACGAAAUAAUCGUGCUCUACUCAAAGUAAAACCGAACCUUCCUCGAUCCAAGCACACACGACAAGUUGAAUCAUUAUCGAAUGUCAACGAAUUCCGAAACUUGUUAAUAGAAGCAAAUGUAAAAGCUGAAAACAUUCAAAUUCACAAGGUGGCAAAGUCGAUUGAUAUCGGAAAUGAUCCUUAUGCAUUUUGGAAAAAUAUGACUCGAUCAUUUCCCGCUAUUCGAGAAACACUUCAUCAACACUACACGAAGGAUGAACAAAAUCAAGUGGAACAAGAAUUUGUUAAACAAUUAGAAAAUGAUUUUGGAACAAACAAAAAUAUCAAACUGACUGGUGAAGCAUUAUUCGUUAUUGCAGAGAAGUAA
Messenger RNA from Didymodactylos carnosus, 906 nucleotides. The record is from the annotation of a GenBank genome assembly. Lineage: Eukaryota; Metazoa; Rotifera; Eurotatoria; Philodinida; Philodinidae.